Molecule: messenger RNA, 3911 nt
Organism: Osmerus eperlanus (European smelt)
Lineage: Eukaryota; Metazoa; Chordata; Actinopteri; Osmeriformes; Osmeridae
Gene: ralylb
Product: RNA-binding Raly-like protein
Exons: 9
Coding region: 960-1838 (292 amino acids)
Cellular component (GO): nucleus
Molecular function (GO): RNA binding
Source: RefSeq, a predicted model, not a curated record
AACUGUAGAAUGAUAAGGACUACCUCUUUUACUUUUGGAGAGCGGCAAAACCGUUAGGAGAGCAUUCGGCAUCAGCUGUUCCACACUAGUCCCUCAUUGCUGGAAGUCGGGCUGAAUCAGAGUCACAUGACAGCACUGGAGGCUGAGAUCUAGAGAAAAGCACAUCAUUUCGGCUUGCACCGCCAUACUGUAUUUUGUGCCAUAUCUGAUUUUUAUUGCAACAUUUUACUCCCGCGCGGUGAGUACAUUUCCAAUGGCUUUUUGUAAGCAUUUUUGUCUUUUUAAUUACUCUUUUUAUUUUUCCUCCUUUUGCUGGUGUUUAAAAUGAGAAUUGAAGUGGUGGUUUUGAGCGUUUUUCCAUCCAGGCUUCAAGUUUUUAGCAUGCAGUGAUUCUGUAUCAAGGGUACGGAGAUGGGUAGCGGGUGCGUCGGGCUGGGAGCCCAUACGUGCUUGCAGUCUUGUACUGGUUUUGAGACCAAGCGGUUUGUCAGUCUGAUAUUUUUCAAACGUUUACUGGUGGUUUUCAAACAUUUUUAUUUUUUAUUUCUGUCAACUUUUGCUGUUGCUAUGCUUUGGUUUGAAUUUUGCAGUGUUGUUUAUUCAAGUUUUGUGAUUUUGAUGUCUCGGUGAUUGGCGCCGACUCGACCCUUUGCUUUUAUUUUGUUCCUCUUUUCUUUAAAGAAGUCCUUUUUAAACCUGAUGACGUUUUAACGUGAAACUUUUCUUGUAGCUAACUGAACACAGGUUUGUUUGUUUUUGCGUUUCUUUUGUUUUUUUUCGAUUGAUUAUACUUUUGCAGAUAUCAGUGUCAAGUAUUUUUGGAGGUGUCAUUUUUUAAAUAGAUGGAAAUAGGUGGACGAGGAGUGUUUUGAUUCUUGGCGAGAUCAAUUCGUUUUUGUUUUCUGUUUCAACGAGGAUGAACAGACAUUCUCCCUUUGCAGGAGGGCAACCGGACGACAAUGACUGGUAAGACUCAGACCAGCAACGUGACCAACAAGAAUGACCCGCGCUCCCUCAACUCCCGAGUCUUCAUCGGCAAUCUCAACACAGCCAUUGUCAAGAAGACCGACAUAGAAGUCAUCUUCGCCAAGUACGGCAAGAUAGUGGGUUGCUCCGUUCACAAGGGUUACGCUUUCGUCCAGUACGUGAGCGAGAGGAACGCCCGCGCCGCUGUGGCAGGGGAGAACGCCCGUGUCAUCGCCGGACAACCUCUCGACAUUAACAUGGCAGGAGAGCCAAAACCUUACAGGCCCAAGGCCGGCUCCAAGCGACCGCUCUCGGCUGUCUACAGCGGCUAUGAAUUUGACUACGACUACUACAGAGAUGAUUUCUACAGCCGGCUGUUUGACUACCACGGGCGAAUAGCCACCCCUCCUAGAGCUGUGAUCCCCCUCAAACGCUCCCGUAUCCUGGCGCCCUCCACACGCCGUGUCAAGACCUCCUUCGCCGUCAAGACCUCCUCCUCCUCUUCCAGACCACCCACUUCCUCCUCCUCCUCCUCUUCCUCUGGCCUCAAACCAGUGAAGUCGGAUCAGCUCCAGACUAUCAAACGGGAGCUGACUCAGAUUAAGAUGAAGAUUGACUCUCUCCUGGGCCGCCUGGAGAAGAUAGAGAAGCAGCAGAGGGCUGAGACUGAGACUCAGAGGAAGUACGAGGACAACUGUGACUCCCUGAACGAGGAGUCUGUGUCCGAGGCAGCCGAGAACUCAGGCGAGGAGGCAGGCGACGGGGCGCUGGAGGUAGAAGCGGGAGAGAUGACCGACGGGGGCGAGGAUGACUACGAUGACGAAGGCGGCCACCAUCUGAUAGAGAACCACGUAUCAGAUAUUGACAACUGAGAACAGGAUGAGGAACCGCUUCCUCUCAACCUUUUACAACCACCCUGGAUCAACAUAGAAUUGAGGGGAAAACAUCUAUUUUGGAAUGGAAAGCAGAUCAUCCUAUUCCUCUUUCUGUGUCAAAGAUGACAUGUAUUCAGAUGCCCAGUGAACCCAACCAACCAUGACAAAUGUUGCCAGUCCCUUUUUAACAGCCAAACUGAUUUUACGUUUGCAUUGUGCGCAAACGUAGCACAGACUGAAUAUUGAUUUGAAGGUUUUAUUCCGUUUUAAGUGGUGAAAUUAUUCUCAGUGUUUAUAACAGUUACCAUUAUCUUUUUAAAAUGUGUUUGUUUAGUAUAUGCUGUUUACCUAAUGUUUUGUCUGUAACUCGCGUUCUGUACAGAAUCAUGAAUCUAGCACAAUUGACACCCUAAUUAUUCUGACAUCUCAGCUUGAUGAACACAGUGAUUUUUCAAAAUCUGAGAAAAAUCUCUUGGCUGUUUGGGGCUUGUACUCAUGCAUAAGCUACAGUAUAGCUGUUAGCAUAACUUUAGCAGCUUAUCCAUUUAUCGCAUGCUCACCCUGAGGGAGGUGUUCUAUCAAGUAUUUCAAGCUCCUGCCAAAUGUAUAAUGCAGAACGAGUCCCCCUUUGGUUCCCUGCCAAAUACUGCAUGGGCACCAUGCCAGGGAGCAGAGCCCUGUGUCUCUCCACACUCGUCUCUGUGCAGGCUGUGCAUCCCAGCAUGCAACAUUCUCAAAGAAGCGCUGCCCACUUCACACUGACUUGACCUUUCCUUUAAGGAGAUGCAUUUCUUCGACUUCCUCUUUUUUGUUGUUGCUCUGCACCAACUAAGCUGAGGAUUCAGAAACUUUUCAAUAUGAACAGAUAGUGGCAAGGUUGAAACUCCUAAUGCUCUGUCACCCGUUAUUGCAAAUUGAAUCAUUAUUCCUAAUUGAAUGUUUAACGCAAUUGCUCCCGGUAGGCUAAUUAUGUCAUGACUUGUGACGUGAAGCUAUGUCACUGUUUUUCAUCCCGCAGUAGCCAAAAAAUGUAUAGUAUGUUCUGCUUUUAGGUGUUAUUAGACUGGAUUGUUGAUUGGUAAUUCCAUGUCAUCUAUUUCAACAAGAAGUCACUCAAAAAAUAAAUAUCCAAUGUUGACAAUUAACAUAUUUUUGCAUUGCCACAUCAUUUUGCAGUAUUGUGGUCCUUUCUGCUGUCGGCCUGUUUAAGAAGUAAAGUCCCAUUUCUCAAGAAACUGUUGCAAUCACGACUGCCAAAUCUGCACUGCAGUACACAGUAAAGACAGACAUUUUAAAUAGCUAUAGUUGUAAUAAAGUAAUUAAACGGGUGUUUUGUAUUUGCCAAAUCAAUAAACUGACCAAUAUUGAGAGAGGUUGCCUUUUUCUAGAGGUCUGUUCAAAGUGCAGUCACUGCAGUGCAGGUUGGAAUCUGACUCAAAGCCAACCUUUAUGUUACAAAAACAUAAAUGUGUUUUAAUGUAAAAGGUUUGUUGCAAGCCUCAUCACAUUGUAAAGUAAAUGCAAGAAAAACAAUCAAUCAAACUAACUUUAUUUUAUCAAUGUGUUGUUGCACCAUGUAAAUAUCCCUUGCAACCGAAGACAUGUGAUCUCAGUUUUGUCACAUGCAUAUUUACUAGAAUAGAGAAAGUGUUGUACAGGUGAAGAGGACCUCUGCAGUGAUAUGAUACUUGACAAUGUUGCAAUUGACCUUGCGUGCUCUAAAGAAAAAAAAUGAACUAAUUGUUUAUUAAGAGGAUGGGGAGAUUAAGCAGGAUGAAAGAUGUGCAAUAGGAAAAAAAAUGUUGUAUAGAAAUGUACAUUUUUGUAAAAACAAAUAUUUUUUAUUAAAUGCAUGUUUGUUGUUUCUGUAUGUUCAUUCUAUGUACAGUGUAUGUUUGCAACUUGUAUGGCUGUAGGCCCCAUUGCAUAGAACAAAAUACAACAAUGUAAUGUACAGUUACAUUUGUAAAAUCUUUUCAGUCAAUAAAAUGCUUAUUUGUGUUAUGUAAUUAAGCCAUCGCUAGUUUGAAUUAAAUUCUUUGUUUUGCAAAUAAAUAUUAAUUGAAAGAC